UGCUUAUGCAUGCAGACCGAAUGAAGAUCCACUGUCCGUGGUAAACAAAUGUAUUGAAAGUCUAGAAAAAUUAGUUAAUUUAAAGACGAGUGCUGACCGUGCUUUAUAUGUUGGAUCCAUCGAAAAAUUACAGCUUGCUGUGUGCUCCGAAGAAAGCGCCAUGAAGCAUUUUAUAUCCAGUUACACUGGUGGCAUUCCUUUAUUAGUUUCAAUUCUAGAGAAAAGUCAAGAUCAACACAUACGACAUUUUGCCAUAUUAAUUAUGGAAAAAAUGCUAUUACAUAAGUCAGGAAGUAUUGAACAUUCCCAAACAUUUGUUCAACAUGGUGCUGUUGACCAUUUGCUGAAGCUCAUUGUGAAAUGCCAACUUUCCUGGGGUGAUGAUUUCAUAUGUUCCUUGUACAGAGUUACAGUAAAAGUUAGUGAAGAAGAUAAGAAAUUUGCUGUGAAGGCUCGAUUCUUAGGAGUACUACCUGUGAUAGUUAGCCACAUAAAAACUUAUGCCAAGCGAUACAAAGUUUUGAAUGUGAUUCUAAAGCUGUUGAAGAAAAUAAUGGCAAGUUCUGUCAAUGCUACAAAAUUGAGCAAAGAUGGCUUACCGAAAGAGCUUCUGCGAAUUUUGGACGAUCCCAAGAAGAUGACUAUCAUUCCUGUCUUAGAUGCUAUAUCAGAAGCAACUCGUACAAGACACGCAGCUAGACAAUUUGUGAAAGAAGAUGUGAUACCUAGAAUUCUGCAAAUUCUAUUUAGCACUAAUACUACAAUCAAUAACAAAAUUAGUAGCUCAAUUUGUAAAACUGGUCUGAGAAUUCUUGUACAUCUAACCCAAAUAAAAAUUGGUAGAGAAAAACUGCUUUCGUCUGGAACUAUCCAAGCACUGCUAAAUUGGUGUCGAACGAUACUUGAAAUCCCAGGGAACCGUUAUACUUGCUUAGUUACUCUAGUCAGUACAGUUAUUCAAAGAUGCUUGCCUCCUAGACCUCUACCUCUUAGAAAAUUGAACAAUCCGGUUGUUUUUGCUUUCUCCGAGAGUGCUUGUUUAAAUGAAUCCGAUAGUUCAGAAGGAAGAAAUGAUGAUACACUUAGUUUAGCAUCAUCAACGUUAUCUUCAGCUGACAGUGGAACAGAUUCCGAAGAAGAGAUGAGGCCAUUUGCAGAUAAUUUGGAAUCUCAAUACAAUGAAUGCCUUGAACAGUUUUCUGCAUUUUUUGAUGAAAUGCUUGAACCAUACCAAGUAAAAGCAUGUUUUGCUUCUGGAGAUGAAAUUCACUCCGAGAAUUUCAAAAGUUUUUUUAGUGACAAAAUCAUAGCCUCCCCUGUAGUAGAGCUUAAGGACUUAAAGAUUAACUCACAAAUUCCUAGGAUGAUUACGAGAAACUCAUCAACAUCUUCCACAAGGAAGGACAUUCAGCGCAAAAUGCGAAAGCCGCUCAGUGAAGCGUCAGUUCUUGUGAAAGAAAAGAUUCCUAGAUCAACCUUAUUAGCCAGUAGCCUGCCAUCAAAUGCAUUAAGUACUAAUGCCAAAGUUUCUAAGAAAAACAAUAUAUGUGACUCAGUAUGUGAUUCUAGUGAUAUUCCGUCCUCAAAAUUAUCACCUUGUGAUCCAAAUUUUCAUUUGACGCCGUGCGAAAGGCAUCAUCUUUUGGAAAGUGCAAAAGAAGAAUUUAGAAACCAGAAAUUUUUGGAUACUGUUUGUUUUUCUGAAGUGUACCACCGACAAGCUGCGCAAACGAUUUCUGUUUCCCCGUUUGUGAAGCUGGCUUACCCUGACGUGCAUUCUUGUACAUCUCUUCCUGAACAGGAAGUGAAAUUGUUACAGUGUGAUGAAUUUCUAAUCAGGAAAGAAAUAUUUAAACAUACAGAACAAAUGGCUCAAGGAGAUUUUUUAUACACUGAGAUCUACAGCUUUGACAGUCUUUUGAAUGAAAGUGUACACACUUCCUCUUCUUUGUCUAACAAAGAUGCGGAACAUAUUUAUUCUGAACAAUCAUUUGAUCAUCUGCGAUUCGAAGCAAGGUUCGAAAGUGGAAAUUUAAGAAAAGUAUUUUGGAAAGGAAAUGAAGAAUACGACCUCAUUCUGAAUGCGGAUAUAAAUUCUAAGUGCCAUUUGCAAUGGUUUUAUUUUGAAGUCUCAGGAAUGAAAGCUAAUUGUCCAUAUACCUUCAACAUUAUCAAUCUAGAGAAAUCUACUAGUCAGUUUAAUGAAGGGAUGUGUCCAGUUAUGUUUUCUGUCAGGAAUCAUGUUGAAAAGAAACAAGGUUGGAUGAGAGUGGGUUCCAAUAUUUGUUAUUUUCGCAAUCAUUACACUCAAGGGCCUUCUACUAACUCAGUCUUACGAAAUAAGCCUUAUUACACUCUAACAUUUAAUGUGACUUUCCAGCAUUCAAACGAUGUCUGUUACUUCGCCUACCAUUACUCAUAUACAUUUUCUACAUUACAGACUCACAUACAUUGCUGGCAAAACAGUUAUGAUUCAACGUGUAUUUAUUUCAAGAAAGAUGAGCUGUGUAAAACAUUGUCCGGAAACAAUGUCCCGCUGCUAACCAUAACCGCCAAACCUGUUGAUUAUCAACGUCCGUACAUAUUUCUUACUGCCCGAGUUCAUCCUGGAGAAAGCAACUCAUCAUGGGUUAUGAAAGGCUCCAUCGACUUCUUGCUUUGUAGUAAAGCCCACAGAUUAAGAGACAUGUAUAUAUUUAAAAUUAUUCCAAUGCUCAAUCCUGAUGGAGUUAUCAAUGGAUGCCAUCGUUGUUCUCUUUCCGGACAAGACCUGAAUCGUCAGUGGAUAACGCCAAAUAUACAUUUACAUCCCACGAUAUUUUAUACCAAGUCUUUGUUGCAUUUUCUAGCUUCUAAAAAUAAGAGACCUCAAGUAUUUUGUGAUUUCCAUGGCCAUUCAAGACGAAGCAACGCAUUCUUUUUUGGUUGCAAUCCUAGGCAAUCUUGGUGGCCAGAUGACGAAGCGAAACCAGAUUCUGAUAAUUACAAAAUUCUUCCCAUAUUAAUGAAUGAGAUGGCACCGACUUUUAGUUUAGAAGAUUGUGAAUUUGCAGUAGAAAGGAGUCGUGAAUCCACUGGAAGAGUCACAGUAUGGAGGCAGUUUGAUGUGUCCCUUAGUUACACCCUAGAAUGUUCAUAUGGAGGUUGUGAUCAAGGCAGAUAUGCUGGAUACCAUAUUGGAAUUCCUCAGUUAGAAGACACAGGAAUGAAAUUAUGUCAAUGCUUUGGAAAAUUAGUUUUAGAUCAAGACAAUAAAAAAAUUCGAAGCUCAUUGCCAAUUGACUUAAAAUCGUUUCCUAUGCCGAGUUCUAAUAAAGUGCUAAAAUCUAAGUUUUGUACUUCAUCAACCUCUACUGAAACUGAUGACGAAUUUGAAGAUUGUGGGGAAGAUGAGGAACUCCUUAUGUGAUAUUUGUUGGAACAAGAUUUUUGCGUUGCUUUUUAUUAGGAUUUUAAGAUUGUUUUUUAAAUUUUAUGUGAUAUGAUUUUAUAAAUGUUUUUAUUGUUUAUAAUUUAUAUGUAAAAAAUGUAUAAUUUUUAAUUUUGUCAUUUUAAUUUAAAAUUUAUGAAAUGUUUGUGAUAUAUAUGUAUUUCCUUUGUUGUUAAUUAAAUUUGUUUCAGUU
Molecule: messenger RNA, 3623 nt
Organism: Uloborus diversus
Lineage: Eukaryota; Metazoa; Arthropoda; Arachnida; Araneae; Uloboridae
Product: cytosolic carboxypeptidase 1-like
Biological process (GO): protein side chain deglutamylation; proteolysis; C-terminal protein deglutamylation
Molecular function (GO): metallocarboxypeptidase activity; zinc ion binding
Source: RefSeq, a predicted model, not a curated record